Messenger RNA from Pimephales promelas (fathead minnow), 3406 nucleotides. The record is from RefSeq and is a predicted model, not a curated record. Lineage: Eukaryota; Metazoa; Chordata; Actinopteri; Cypriniformes; Leuciscidae.
AAUAGGAAAACAGAAGUGUAGCUAGCGCAGUUUCAUUUUCAGACGAUCUUCUCACGUACUUUUCUCCAAACAACCUUUUUCUCGCAUUUUCAUCAAGUUGUACUUCGGUGAAAACAUAGUGGGAUGCUGCCGGGUUGGUGUGCCAUGAACAUGAGAGAAUAGCAUAUCCUGAUUUCAUCAACCCCUGUCAGUUCUACUCUUACAAUGGCAGCAGUCAAAGGGAAAGCUGUGAGAAGAGGGAGCUUUGGACGUGAUAGACCUAACAUGAGCAGUGAAACACCAUUGCGGUUGCUGGUCUUUAGCAACUCAAGUCGUGAUCAGACCUCACUGACACGCUCUGUGUUGGGGCCAGACGUCUUCACGGCAGAUGACGUCAAUAUUUCAGCUACCAAGAAAAGUUCAGGGGUUGUGCAGGACAGAAAAAUAACCCUGGUCAACGCACCAAAUCUUCAAGACAACGACUUGCCGGACAGUGUGCUUCACGAGGAGCUCAAUAAGGCGGUUUGUUUCUCUUCUCCAGCCCAUGCUUUAGUGAUUGUUCUAGACCCUUUCAAUUUGUCCUCUGACACUAUGAACAUACUGAAGCCUGUGGUGCACUACUUUGGAGAUCGUGUCUUGAAGCACACAUUGAUUGUUUUAUACCAUGAGAGAGAUCGGACAACCCUGUCAAUAGAGGAUGAGGUUAAGAAGAACAAGAGCUUUAGAGAGCUUGCUGAGAAAUGUGUCCAGAACUACCUCUUCUUCAAUGAAGACAAAAACCAGACUGAAGGCAGCCAGAAGCAAGCAUUGUUUGCCAAGGUCGAUGAGAUGGUCUUGGAGCAUGGCAUGUUUUCAAACCUGGAAUUUAAAGAUGCAGAAAAAAGAAUUCAGAUAGAGGAGCGUUUCCUCAGAAAAUCAAAGGAGAAGGAGAUCAGCGAGACGUUGAAGGUGUUGGAGAACAAACAUUCAGGGGAGGCACUUCUCAGUGAGGCUAUGAAGUAUGAAGAAAAGGUACAGUUGGAGUGCAGAGAGAAAGCAGAGCUGGUUGUCGCAGACAAGCUUGGCUUCACGGUCAGACUUGUUGAUUACGCCGUUGCGGUUGGAAAAGGAGCAUUUGUAGGUGCACUUCUUGGAUUUGCGAUAGGACAUGAAGGUAUGGCAGUCGGAGCUGCUAUCGGUGCUGCUCUAGGUGGUGUACUUGGAGGGGCAGCUAAUGCAGUAUGGAGCUACAUUUACAAUUCCUUCGCAGAUGCCCACAAACGGACUGCAUAGCGACACUGUGACACUGCUGGAUCUUCUACAGAUUGUAUAGGGCUUUUCAUGGGCUUAACGCUGGGUUAUUGUCGUUUUAAACUCUGCUUUUAACCCUGGGCACAGGAGCGCUUCACUUGUAAUUUAGAAGCAGGGUUCGCACCUGGGGUUAUGAAACCUUGCUUCGGAGCAGGAUUGGAGGGUACUGCCUUGCAAUGGUUCAGUUCAUACAUUAAAAACAGGUCAUUUUCUGUAUUUUUGGGUAUGUUUUCCUCCUCUUCAGCUCAUAUUUUUAGUGGUGUACCUCAGGGCUCCAUUUUGGGCCCUCUUCUCUUUAACAUAUGUGUCCGCUGGGGAAUGUUAUUAGAGGGCACAAUGUCUUGUUUAAUUUAAAUGCUGAUUAUACCCAGUACAUAGUUAGGUACAAAAUAGGUACUAGUGGUGUACCUAUUUUUAGUGGUGUACCUCAGGGCUCCAUUUUGGGCCCUCUUCUCUUUAAGAUAUGUGUCCACCUUUAGUGGUGUACCCACCUUUAGUGGUGUACCUCAGGGCUCCGUUUUGGGCCCUCUUCUCUUAAACAUAUGUGUCUACCUUUAGUGGUGUAGCUACCUUUAGUGGUGUACCCACCUUUAUUGGUGUACCUAUUUUUAGUGGUGUACCUCAGGGCUCCAUUUUGGGCCCUCUUCUCUUUAAGAUAUGUGUCCACCUUUAGUGGUGUACCCACCUUUAGUGGUGUACCUCAGGGCUCCAUUUUGGGCCCUCUUCUGUUUAACAUAUGUGUCCACCUUUAGUGGUGUACCUAUUUUUAGUGGUGUACCUAAGGGCUCCGUUUUGGGCCCUCUUCUCUUUAACAAUGUGUCCGCUGGGGAAUGUUUUUAGAGGGCACAAUGUCUCGUUUAAUUUAAAUGCUGAUGAUACCCAGUUGUACAUACUGCUCAGUUGACUGUCUUGAUGAUGUUAAGAAAGUAUUAACAAAUAACUUUCUCCAACCUAAUGAGGACAAAACAGAAAUAAUUGUCGUGGGUCCCCAGAGAUUGAGAGAUGGUCUUAUUAAUGGGCUUGGCAAUCAUUACCUCUCAAUUUCUUCCCAGGUCAGGAACCCUUGGUAUCAUCAUGGACUUAAGCAAAUUCGGUUAAUUCAGUUGUUAAGAAUAGUUUUAUCAAUUACAGAUUUUUUCCAAAUUUAAAUAAUUUUUGUCUUUCCAAGAUUCGGAGAAGGUUAUUCAUGCUUAUAUCACAAGAUAAUUGUAAUUCAUUGCUCUUGACCGUUGCUCUUGUAAAAUUCUGUUGUUUGUUUUUAAAGCUCUAAAUGAUCAAGCUCCUCCUUAUCUCGAUUAUCUUCUUAUUCCAUUCAGAUCAUCAAAUAGAUUUCUUUUGUAUUUGUAAUGUCUUUUGUAAUGGCUAACCGAAUCCACUGCCAUUGGACCUACCUGGCCUUGCACCUUCUUUUAUCAUUUUUAUGACUUAUGAUCAACACUUAAGAUAAAGGACUCACAACCAGAGAAAUCACCUUGCUUGGUCAUCUUUCGUCUGGGACAGCAGAAAAUCAUACAAUGUGUUUGGUGAGCAUUAGAAAGUCACAGAAACACAAUGCAUUAAACAGUAGUAAUUACAUUAUUUGAGGAUAAACAUGUCAAAUGGUGACAGCAAGCGUGUCAAUUGAACUGAAGGAGAGACCCUUUCAUUCUAACCUUUACGGUCUGAACAGAUCAUUCAGUAUAAACUUGACAGUAUACAGUCGGCAGUUUGAAAAAUGAUGAUAUGACCAGUCAGUGACACUGCAAAUAUGUAAGUAAGAGCUUUAACCCAGGAAUGUAUAGAGUUUGAAAUGUCAGUCAGCUUAUGAAACCCAUGCACGGUUAAUUGUUAACUCUUAUAUUAUGAGCAGUGUGAAAGAUAACACAGGACUCCAUUUACACAGAGUAUAGCCUGUGACGCAGGGUAAACUAUUGCUUUACAAAAGCUUUACUUUUACUUUUAAUCUGAUAGAUAGAGUGAUUUUGAGUCAGUGAUCCCGAGUUUUAGUGGCUCACAAAUGCUUUAAACUACAACACAAAACAGGCCCACGCCAAAGAUAGUUUGACUGUGUUACAAUGAUAGGGAAUAGAGUGUAACAUUCAGAUAAUAAAUUACACAAUAGAUGUGAGUGGGUGAACAGAAGCAACCAUGAUGUAUA